Messenger RNA from Arachis duranensis, 1167 nucleotides. Its product is annotated as ras-related protein RABA5a. Lineage: Eukaryota; Viridiplantae; Streptophyta; Magnoliopsida; Fabales; Fabaceae. Gene Ontology annotation, molecular function: GTP binding; GTPase activity. Gene Ontology annotation, cellular component: endosome. Bases 265 to 1167 code for a protein of 300 amino acids. The record is from RefSeq and is a predicted model, not a curated record. The transcript has 4 exons.
GGUUUGAGAUUAGAAAUGCUGAGUGGAAGGGUAUACUGGAGUUGGAGGAGGUGAAGGGAAAACAUAGAAAGAAGGUGUUUUGAGGCAAGCUUUAGUUGGAUUGAGUAUUAGCGCUGGAUGCUGAUGGUGGAUACAAUUUUGUAUUGUAGAGACAUUCAACACUUGCUUCAUAAGGUGAUGUUCUAGUAGUGGAGGGGGCCGGAGUCCAUAAUGGUUAUCCAUUGUUGAUUUGUUGUACAUACUGGCAAUCCAUAGGACUGGCAGAUGGCUAUGACAAAUUUAAAUGAAGAAGAAAAAGCCGAAGAUUAUCUGUUCAAGAUUGUUUUAGUUGGUGAUUCAGCUGUUGGGAAGUCCAAUUUACUUGCGAGAUUUGCCAGGGAUGAGUUUUAUCCUAAUUCAAAGUCAACUAUAGGAGUAGAAUUUCAAACUCAGAAGAUGAAUAUUAAUGGAAAGGAAGUUAAAGCACAGAUAUGGGAUACAGCUGGGCAAGAGAGGUUCAGAGCUGUUACAUCUGCAUAUUACAGGGGGGCAGUUGGAGCACUUCUGGUGUAUGACAUAAGCAGGCGCCAAACAUUCGAUAGCAUUGGCAGAUGGCUUAAUGAACUUCACACUCAUUCGGAUAUGAAUGUGGUUACAAUACUUGUUGGAAACAAGACAGAUCUUAAGGAUUCGAGGGAGGUGUCGACUGCAGAAGGAAAGGCCUUAGCCGAGGCACAAUGCUUGUUCUUCAUGGAGACGUCAGCACUUGAUUCAUCAAAUGUAGUGGCUGCUUUUGAAACAGUUGUGAAAGAGAUAUACAACAUAUUAAGUAGGAAGGUUAUGAUGUCUCACGAGCUCAAAAAACAGGAACCGGCCUCUCUUGAGAAUGGAAAAACUAUUGUUUUAACAGGAAUAGAAAUAGGAACAGGAGCAGCCAAGGCAAAAGCAAAACCAAAAGCAAAAGCAAAAGGAACUGGGACUGCAACUGGGACUGGGACUGCAACUGGGACUGCAACUGCAACUGAAACUGGAACUAGAGCUGGAAUGGGAACAGGAAAAGAAACAGAGACAGUAGAAGGGGAAGGGGAAGGAGAAGGGGAAGGGGAUGGGGAUGGGGAAGGGAAACCAGAAGCAGCAGCUGCAGAAGCAGCAGCACCGGCUAAAAAGGGUUGUUGUUCGACUGGUUGA